CGGAGGAGGCUUUAAAGAACCACGGCCCCCCCCGCACCGCCACACACGAUAAUUGAAUUUAUUAUUAUUGCCGUCUCGCCGACUUGGGGAAGGGGGAUCGAUCUUCGAUCAGGAAGAUGGCUGCUGGCUGGCUGCUGGUCUUUAGCCUGACACUUUUCCAGUCCCUGGUGAUGAACCACUCCUCGGAGGGACCCUUCCCCUCGGCCACCACGAUAAAAGCAUGGGUGGAUAAGAUGCAAGAAGAUCUUGUGACUCUCGCACGGACUGCAAGCGGAGUGGACCGGCUUGCUGAUAUUUAUUUGAAAAACACAGCAUUGUAUACUGUACAAGCAAACAACCCUCGUCAGCUAGUGGAAAUUGCAGCCAGAGACAUUGAAAAACUUCUAAGUAACAGGUCUAAAGCCUUGGUGCGCCUUGCUAAAGAAGCAGAGAAGUACCAAGCCUCACAUCAGUGGAGGGAUGAGUUUGGGAAUAAUGAUAUAAUCUAUUACAAUGCAAAAGACGAUCAGAAUGAUCCUGAAAAGAAUGAAACUGAAUCUGGCAGCCAGAGAAUCAGACCAGUAUUUGAAGACGAUCCUGUUUUCCGACGGCAAACAUCUUACCAACACGCAGCAGUCCAUAUACCAACAGAUAUUUAUGAAGGCUCAACAAUAGUGUUAAAUGAGCUCAACUGGACGGCAGCGCUGGAUGAUGUGUUCAAGCGGAACAGGGAAGAGGACCCCACUUUAUUAUGGCAGGUUUUUGGUAGUGCCACUGGCCUCGCAAGGUAUUACCCAGCUUCCCCAUGGGUAGAUAAAAGUCGAACUCCUAACAAAAUAGAUCUGUAUGAUGUACGCAGAAGACCAUGGUAUAUCCAAGGAGCUGCUUCUCCCAAGGACAUGCUUAUUUUAGUGGAUGCGAGUGGGAGUGUCAGUGGAUUGACCUUGAAGCUGAUCCGCACAUCGGUCAUUGAGAUGUUGGAGACCUUGUCUGACGAUGACUUUGUGAAUGUAGUUUCUUUUAAUAAUAAUGCUCAGAAUGUCAGCUGCUUUAAUCAUCUUGUCCAAGCUAAUGUGAGGAACAAGAAGAAACUGAAAGAAGCUGUCUAUAAAAUCUCUGCUAAAGGAAUUACAGAUUACAAAAAAGGUUUUAGCUAUGCUUUUGAACAGCUGCUAAAUCACAGUGUCUCCAGAGCUAACUGCAAUAAGAUUAUUAUGCUGUUUACAGAUGGUGGUGAAGAAAGAGCACAAGAAAUUUUCCACAAAUAUAAUGAAGACAAAAAAGUACGUGUGUUCACAUUUUCUGUUGGCCAACAUAAUUAUGACAAAGGACCCAUACAGUGGAUGGCCUGUGAAAAUAAAGGUUAUUAUUAUGAAAUCCCAUCUAUUGGAGCCAUAAGAAUAAACACCCAGGAAUAUCUGGAUGUUUUGGGAAGACCAAUGGUUUUAGCUGGAGAGCAAGCCAAACAAGUUCAAUGGACAAAUGUCUAUCUGGAUGCUCUGGAGCUGGGCCUUGUGAUUACAGGAACCCUGCCUGUCUUCAAUCUAACAAGGGAACAAAAUGGGAAAAUUAACCAGCUGAUUCUUGGAGUAAUGGGGGUCGAUGUCUCUCUGGAGGACAUAAAAAAACUGACUCCCCGAUUUACGCUUUGUCCCAAUGGAUACUAUUUUGCAAUUGAUCCUAAUGGGUAUGUGCUACUGCAUCCAAAUCUCCAACCAAAGAAUCCUAAAUCCCAGGAACCUGUUACACUGGAUUUUCUAGAUGCUGAAUUGGAAAAUGAUAUAAAAGUUGAGAUUCGGAAAAAAAUGAUAGAUGGGGAAAGUGGAGAAAAAACAUUUGAAACACUGGUCAAGUCCCAAGAUGAGAGGUAUAUUGAUAAAGGAAACAGAACAUAUACAUGGACUGCUGUGAAUGGCACUGAUUACAGUUUGGCACUGGUGUUACCAUCAUACAGCUUUUAUUAUAUUAAAGCCAAAAUAGAUGAACCAAUAACUCAAGCCAGAUUGUCAUCCAAAAAGGUUUCAGAAUCACUGAAGAUUGAUCAUUUUGAUGAAGCUGGCUAUACAUUUUUAGCACCAAGAGAAUAUUGUAACGAUGUAAAAAAAUCAGAAAACAACACUGAAUUUCUACUGAAUUUCAAUGAAUUUAUUGACAGAAAUACUCCAAGCAGCUCAUCAUGUAAUACUGAUAUGGUCAUUAGAGUUUUGCUGGAUGCAGGAUUUACAAAUGAACUUGUCCAAAAUUACUGGAGUAAACUGUCUCUUGAUGGAGUUGUUGCACAAUUUGUUGUUACAGAUGGUGGAAUUACUAGAGUGUUCCCCAAAAGUGCAGGAGAAGAUUGGUUGGAAAAUGCUGAAACUUAUGAAGUCAGCUUCUAUAAGAGGAGUUUAGAUAAUGACAACUAUAUUUUCACAGCUCCAUACUACAACAAAAGUGGUGCCAAUAGCUAUGAAUCAGGUAUUAUGGUAAGCAAGGCUGUGGAAAUAGAAGUGGAUGGGAAGCUUCUGAAGCCAGCAGUUGUUGGAAUAAAAAUUGAUGCAACCAGCUGGAUGAACAAUUUCACAAAAACCACAAUCAAGACCCUGUGCAACAGUGAAAUCUGUGGCUGCGAAAGAAAUAGCAUGCAUGUGGACUGUGUUAUCCUUGAUGAUGGUGGAUUUCUUUUGAUGUCCAAUCGAGAUGAAUAUACACAACAGAUUGGAAGAUUCUUUGGUGAAAUUGAUCCUGGCCUGAUGCGAAACCUGAUUAACAUGUCCCUGUAUGCCUUUAACAAGUCGUAUGACUACCAGUCAGUCUGUGACCCCGAAGAAGAACCAAAGCAAGGAGCUGGACUUCGUUCUGCUUAUGUGCCUACAAUAACAGAUAUUUUGCAACUUGGAUGGUGGGCUUCAGCAGCAGCCUGGUCUAUCUUACAGCAGCUGUUUUUGAGCUUGACUUUUCCACGAUUCCUUGAGGCAGCUGAUAUGGAAGAUGAUGAUUUUGGUGCUGCCCUGCCUAAAACAAGCUGUAUCACUGAGCAAACUCAAUAUUUCUUUGAAAACAAUGAUAAAUCCUUUGGUGGGAUUGUAGACUGUAUAAACUGCUCCAGACUUUAUCAUGCAGAGAAGAUUUCAAACACCAAUCUGGUGUUCAUUAUCAGUGACAGCCAACUCCUGUGUCGUUCCUGUGACCCAAAGCCACUGAUGCAAGCGGAGAAGCCGGAUGAAGGGCCAAAUCCAUGUGAAAUGGUCAAACAACCUAGAUACAGAAAGGGUCCUGAAAUCUGUUUUGAUGAAGCCAAACAGGAUCAGCCUAUAUGCACAACGAGUCGUGCCUCUGCCAUGACGUCCGCUCCUAUCUUCAUUUUUCUGCAAGUUUUCAUGUGGUGUGGAUGGUCAGUUACUUUCUCUAAUUUUUUGUUUUGUUCUUGGCUUAAAAAAUUAGCAGACUUUUCUACUUACUGAGCAUACAAAAGAAAACAGAAUUAAGUGAGUCCCAAAAGCAACAAUCUGGAGUAAAUUACUGUUGCAAUAUUAAGGGAAAUUAAAAAAGAAAAAAACCUGUCUGGAGCCUUAUAAAUCAUAAUUAGUAAACACUAUGGCCUCUCCCACAGAACAUACAAAGACAGGGGAACCUGUUGAGUUUAUAUGGUUCACUCUUUGAAAUCACACAUGUAACAGCUUGAGUCUGCAUCCUUCUCUUCUGAGCAUUUUUCCCUUGUCAAAAGGAACAGAAGAAGAAAGUUUUUUUCACAGAAACAAAGAUACAAAGCAAAUAGAAGAGACAUCAUACCUGUGAGAGUAAAGCUUCACUUAGGAGGUGCCAAGCAUGAGUGUUAUUGUGUGAGUGUUGCUAUUGAGAAGAGUGAGGAGUUUUCACUGCAUUCAAAUGAACACAGCAGUUAAUGAUGGAAGAUAAUGGUGUGCAUCCAAUUGGAAUUCAGUAAAAUAAUAUUUCUUUACUUCUUAAUUUUUGGUGACCUAAACAUAUUAAUUGCCUGAUUACAGCAGAAGGUGAGGUAUAUCUUCUAAUUAACGCCUGCAUAUUGACCAAGUGCAGACUCUGGGGUUUACAAGUAAAGCCUUGGCAAUUAGAUUGUGUUGCAUUUGAUGGUGUGGGACUGUGUCAUGUGUUACUGUGCAAGUGACAUAUCUGCAAGAGAACUGCUGAUCUAAAGAGCAAAAAAAUGUGUGACUGAAGGGGGUUCUGAUCAGCGCUGUUCUGAAAACCACUAGAGGGAGAUACUCACAUGUCUAUCAAAGUAAAGCAAACUGAGGCAGAACUGAAAGCUUACAGGGAAUUUUUCAAAGUUAGUAUCAUGAAAUAUUGUAAUUAAUUGAAAUUUAGAACAGUCAUUUUCACAGUCAUUUAUAAUCUUUCCAUACUUAAGGGAAAAUUAAAUUAAUAUCUUGUUAUACCAAUAUCUCUUGAACAUAAGUGAAAAAACAAUCUUUAAAUUCUGUUUAACAGUUUAUUAUUUGAGUAAUUUUGAAGUUUCUUAUUCUGUAUUUAAAUGAUGACAUUUCUUGCAAACCUAGGAACUUGCACAGCCAUGGCAGAAGAUUGUAGGGAAAGGUGAAAGGCCUUUCUUUAAGCCAGUAGUAUUUCACAUUAAAAUCUAGAUUAACAUCUCAUAUUCUUGCUCAUGCAAUUUGCUCUGCACAUAGCUUUCUUUAAUUAAAAAGCUACUGUCCAACGUACAUAAAGCAGCAGAGACUCACCUUGAACUGAAUUCUUUAUGCCCAAAAUGUACUUUCUACUUAAGGUGGGAAACGCACAGAAUAUAUUUUUAGCUGAUAAGCUUUUGGCAGCAGAAAGUUACAAAGGUAAUUUUGUUCCUCCAUCUUGUUUUUAAUAACUUUCUGAUUUUGGAAAUGGGUUGUCUCUGGACAUUAAUCUGAAUAGUUAUAUUAAAUCACUGAAGCCAGCACUGAUACAAUCCAGCUGAUCAGGUUUUUUUACUUUUCAUCAAGGAUAACAAAAUAGUCAUUAUCACUGCCUCAAAAGGCUUUCUCUUAUUUUGUACAUGCACACUGGUUUUGGUUGCCAUGCCUGAGAAUAAAGGAAAAAACUGUACAGAUUUUUAGCCCCCACUGGGGAUGUCUUACUUCCAUCAGCUCCCAGGUAUGUCAGUGGGAGCUUUGAGGGUGAUCAGCAGUCGAGGCCACUGGAUAAAUCUUGGUGGAAUUGCCUGUGUCCCCAGAUCUUGAUGUCCUGCACUGCUAAAUCUUGGUGGAAUUGCCUGUGCAUGGGGGUCUGAACACCUUUGACAGCUUUGUCUGGUAGUCCAGGCAAAGGAGGGUAACCCAAAAUUUAUGAAUGACCAUGUAUUGAAACUUGAAGUGACUCUUGAGUAAAAGCAAAGGUGUUCUCCAUGUAAUAUGAAACAUUUAAAAUACAUGCUUAUAAAAGGUAUAACUCUGAUGUAAUCAAUUGGUAUCGAAGGCCAGAUCAGAAGCUCUUUGGGCAGAUGUUGUUUUACCCUUUUAUAUGUCAGAAUAGCACAGUGGGUUCUGAUGAAUUAUUAUAAUUUAAAAACAAACUGUUAGUACAUUAAAAAGUUAUAGUACACUUCUAAAGGAGUAACAAGUAUGUUUAUAGCCUUAGCAUAUACAUGUAUAUCUGUAUUUAUAGUUCCUAGUGUAUUUUUAAAAUUUUGGACUGGCAGUGUCUUCAAGGAAGUGCUGAUAUAUAGCAAUUAUUCUGUGGUUUUGAUACUUACCAAUGAAGGUAUGGUUUUAUAAAAGAAUUAAUUUCCAUUCUGAAAGUGCUGAAUAAUUUUCAUAGCAUGUGAUGCUGUAAAACUGCCUUAUCUAGAGCUGUGAUAGUAAGGCAUGACAUGAAGGAGAUGACAUUUGGAUUUGAUACUUCUCUACCUUAAGCAUGCAAGGGAAUUCAAUGUGAUUAAUGUGAGAAAUUACUCACACUUCUGGUGGCUUACAACAGUUCUUUCCAAUUUCUUUUACAUUUCUUUCUCUCUUCAAAGAGAAUUAAUAUGCAGACGUAAUUUUGAAGACAACAAAGAGAGGACAUCUCCACUGGUCUGUUAUUCAGGAUUUGUGUGAUUAAUGUCAUGGGCUGGAAAAUUUCAGUGAAACUGCUUAAAAAUACUUCAGUGUCUAAUUUUACUGGAAGAGGUAAAGAUAAGAUAGUGUAAAGAGAGGAUAAAGUGAUGCUGUAUAUCUUUCUUAUAAGAUACUUCAGAAGAAAUCUCAAAAAUAACAUUAACAUGAAACAGUUGAAAAGUUUCCUUAAAGCUCAAGAAGAGGGAAAGUGUUUUCAAAAAUGGAAUUUGGGGACCAUUCAAAAGUGACAUUUAUCUCAAUCUGGUUUUAAAUUAGGGAUGGAAUCCCACUUAUUUCUAGGGGACCCUUGAUUGUUUUGAUUCAUGUAAAUAAACACAUAAUCAGAUUUUCUCCCCUUUUUAUCUAUUUUAUUUUCCUUGAAAGUAUUUUCACAUGUUCUGUAAUUUUGACAAGAGUGAAAACUCAAAAGAAAAUUACAGAGUGAAAUUCUGAAAAAAAUUGAUUUAGAUUGAAUUUACUGUACCUUCUUUCCCACUACUAUUUUUGUCUUAGCUUAGAACACGAAAUAAUUAACUCAUGCCAGAGACAAUAUUUAGAAAUUUUUCUUGGCAGAACUGCUGGUUUACCACUGCAGAUUGGUCUACAAGCCUCAGACAUUUAAUGUGGUUUUGAUCAAUAUGUUAAAAUCUCACUAACCUUGAAAGAAGUGUAAAAACCCUGUAUACUUUUGUAUAGUGCAGUUUAAUAGUGUCGUUCAUAGUAAGAAGUUGCCUCUCCAUGAGGCUUCCAAGAAAUUCUCUACUGUUGUGAAUUGUGAAUCCCUUAAAAACUUCUCUGUGUAGUUUUAGGGAGAGGGAAAAAGAUACUAAAAUACUUCUUUUCAACCCAAUAGGAAUAUUUCAUUGUGUGACUGAUGAAUGUAACAGUAGUUGAGAAAUUGUGGUGUAGUUAGAAAAAUCUCAGAUCAAGUAGAAAUGGACAGCAGAAUGGAGGGUGUUUUCAAGUACAUAUGGUGGUAGGAUUAAUCUAUGAAGAUAAUUUGCAAUAUUUGGUCUAAUGCUAGAAGGUGUAAGAUGAGUCCAGUAUAAUUCUGUAUGUGGAGGCCUACUUGCUUUGUGUCCGGACUAGAUGCCAUUUUCACUAUAAAGGAAUUUUCCCCUCAUAUUAAACACAAUUUUGUUUAAGACCUUCAUUUUACUACUUAUACUCUCCAGACAUCUCCUGUCUGUUGGAAAUUUUAAAUCUGCUGCUUUGCUUUCAACUCUUUCAUCAAAGAUGACUCUUCUAAGUAAUUUCAGUGAUAACAAUAAUAAAUACCAAGAGGUAACACUGAGUGCCUUUCGCUGAAUUCAUGUUAGAGGAAACCUUUACAGAUAAUUCUGUUUUUAAUGGUAAUCACUGUGAGGAAGAAGCAACAGAGUUAUUUUUAAGGACUUUAAAUAGAAAUAAAGCUGCAUGACAAGAUACAAUGCAGAUGCAAAUAGUGACAGAGCCAAACUAAAUAAACCAGAAUGUUCAGUGCAUCUUGAAAUCUUAGCAUCCUAGUCCAAAUCUGGUACAGCAGAGUUCACUUAGGACUCCUUGUUGACCAGAAAACUUAGGAAUUUUGAACUUGUAGAGAGCAAUCAACUAAGAAGAAACAAAAAACCAAACCAAAAUAACGACAAAAAGCAAAACAAAACAAAAAGCCAAAGCCAAAAUUAUACAACCAAAUUGUAAAGCUAACACAGGACAGAGUUAUGUCUGGAAAACACUACUGUUAAUAAACAAUGGUGGCCAACAUGAGGUAUUUGCUUUAGGACAAAAUGAAUUUUUGUUUCUUUCUAAGGAAAUUGAAUGCUGAUUUGGGUUUUUUUUUGGGCUUGGGAUUGUUGGGGUUUUUUUACAUCCAAGUUUCUAAAGGAGACUCUUGGUGAAUGCUGUAACUCCUGAUAAUGUACUGAGUCUGCUAUGUCUGCUUUAUCUGAUUUUCCAUAUUUUUCCCAAACUGUUUUGGAAACCUACCAGCUUAAAAGAAUGCAUUGUGUGGAGAAUAAAUAACAUUAAGGUUCUCACCCAUUAAAGCUGGUAUAAAGAACUCAUUGAAAGCCUUUGCUAUGCCCUGUAAUUUCCAAAUUCUGUCUUUACACCUCUGUUAUGAAGGAGUUGCCCUAACAUCAUUGGUUUUGUGCUUUUGAUUUAGUCAAAAAUUUCUAUUACCAUUUCAGUGUAUUCUUCAGAGAGGUUAUAAAAAACCACUUUAUCUCCCCUCCUGCCUUAUUUCCUGUUUAUAUCUGAUCUGCCAUUUUUAUGUGCUUUUUUGUUCUUGCCCAUUUGAGUAAACUUGAUGUCCUGCACUGCUAUUCUUACAAACCUUUGCUUAAGGAAGUUUUGCUUAAGGAAACCAAAAUUUGCUUAAAGAAAUUUGCUAAAAAAUUAAAGGUUGUUUAAUGGCGCUUUCUUACUUACCCUGAUUGUACUUUUUAUAGACACACACACACGUCCCUCAGCCUUUUCUGGAGUAUAUUAAGUAUUAAUUGCAUAUGCCUCAGAGGCAUGUCUGUCUGAACCAGGAGCUUUUCCUGCCUUUUGUCUUUCCUCUGCUUUCUGUUAUAUUUUUUUAUUAUUAUUAUUAUUUCUGUGCCAACAGCCAGUCUCUGUUACUGUUCAUAUUCAGUUAUCUAUCCUUCCCUGAAUAUAUUGCUCCUGUUCAAGAAGUUUCCCCAGUUGCUAAUAUACCUACAUUCCUUUCCACCCACACUGGAUUUUUUGCCCUUGGAGGCUUGGAAUCUUUUUGGAAAAUGGAAAGUGUCCAUGGGUACAGAAUACAGUGAAAACAAAAGACCAAAUAUUUUCAGCCUCCAGAGCUAACCAUGAAUCUCAGACUUGUCAGACAAAGCUGUGAGGGAAAAAUUUUCCUGGCUUUUUAGGUACUCGUCAGAGUUGUAUCAGUCUUGAGAAACAAGGUCUAAGGUGUUACAGGCUCCAGAACAGGUAUCAAGUGUAUUUCAGCCAGAUUAAUGAAUAGGUCCAUCAUGUGAAAGGUAUUGAGCAUUACAAGCAAGGUGGGACCAAAGAACAGCAACUGAUGGUGGAGAGGAAUGAAGAAAAGUGGUGUGAUUGCUGUGUGGCAUAAGGAAUAGUUACUGAUGCAUGACAGAGCGCUGCAGCUCAGAGAGAGCUUCAAACUGUAUCAAGCAUGUACAAGUAGUGCAAUAGAAAAUUUCCUUCUCAUACUUGAGCACCAGAGGCAGAGAAAGGAUUUUCAUUCCCUUUGAUCAUAUCUUCACCUGCAGACCAUAUUCAUUUUAUUGUGCAAUCAUUUGAUGAAGUGGACAUAAACAUAUUUUGGUAUUUGCUUUCUAAUCUUGAAAAGUUAUCUGUUCUAUAUUUUCUCACAACAAAGUCAUACUCAGAAUCUUAAAAUGAAUGUUGCUUUAAGGAAUAUAGAUGGUGUUAACUUGGGCCCCCAGGUAUAUUCCAUAUUGUUUCUUGUUUGAUGGUGUAAGUAUCCCAUCUAGUUCAUAAGUGUGUGCUCUAAACCUUGAAAGUAUUUAAUCCUCCCAUGUUUUUAGUUAAAGUAAUAAUGUCACUCUUUUUAUCAAAAAUCAGAGGAACUUACAGGAAUUGUUUUACUGCUAUUUUAGCAAAAUAACAUAUAAGACCAAAAAGGAUGCUUCGAUGGUAGUUCAAAAUAUUGAAAACUAAACUGUAGGUUACUUCUCAAGCUGCUUCACUGUAAUUAAUAUUAAAUGAUUUCUACUCUUCUUGU
Molecule: messenger RNA, 9735 nt
Organism: Parus major (Great Tit)
Lineage: Eukaryota; Metazoa; Chordata; Aves; Passeriformes; Paridae
Gene: CACNA2D1
Product: calcium voltage-gated channel auxiliary subunit alpha2delta 1
Exons: 39
Coding region: 117-3422 (1101 amino acids)
Cellular component (GO): L-type voltage-gated calcium channel complex
Molecular function (GO): voltage-gated calcium channel activity
Source: RefSeq, a predicted model, not a curated record